UUGAAACAGACGGAUGGAUGUGGAUGGAAGGUUGGACAAGAGGGCACAUCUGUAGGAUUGCUGUGUGAGCAAGACACACACAGAGUCAUGUCAUUUUCAAUGAACAGAAGCUUGCUUGCCUCUAGCUUUGAAUUGAAAAACAAUAAAGACAACCAGCUCAUUAGGGUUCAGGAUCCUUUAACAACUGUAGGUCUGAAUCAUACAUCAUUCGAUAUUCGUCUUAAUACAGCAAUCCUAGACUGCCAUCUUGUUAAAAGUCAAAUCCUUGGAACUGCAAAGAUGUUAAAACUCCUCCUUCUAUGCUGCUUUUAUGCUGUUUCUAUGGCAAUUGAAGAUAACCAACCCAUGAUAACAGCUAUUGAUGUUGAUGACCCAGAUCGUUGCAAGACUGGCUACUUCAAUGAGCAAUCGGAUGACUGCUGCCACUACUACCAAUGUGACUUUAGUGGCAGGAAGGCAUUCAGGAGGAUGUGUAUGGAGCCAUUGGUCUGGAAUGAUGACAUAGGGGGUUGUGCAUUCAAUUCUGUCCCGGACACAUGUGAUGAUUCUGUCACGCAAUGCUAUGAUCCCGUGCCCACCCCUAAACCAUGUGACACUGAGGGAGAUCCAGACAAGUGUUGUGAGAGAGGAAUAACAUGGGACGAUCACACAACUGGUACUGGCAAUAUCUACACAAUAAACCCAGAGCGACCAGAUAUUUACCAAGUAUGCAACAAAAACCACAAGUGUCCACGCAGCAGCUUCAAUGUUACAUCAUGCAGCUGCAACCCAGUAGAAACUAACUGUGACUGUAUGUACUGGUCCUUUUCUGCACCAGCUCCAUUUGCUGAUAAGAACCAAGGUGUCCCAUUCACCAGGGGAAGCUGUAGAGCAGAUGUAGAUAAUUCCGGAACUUUGGUCUGCGAUGGUGAGAGCCCAGCAGAGUUGAAAUAUAUGCAACUGGCCUAUUUUGAUUAUGGUUUCACAAUGUUUGCCAGCUUUGCCCCUGACCUCAAUGGGGUAGUGACCACAAAUGAGGGCAUUAAUGGGCCAAGUGUUGAGGCUACAGUUAGUGGAGAUACAGUCACAGUCACUGUUGGGGAAGUGAGCUUGUCUACAGCUUAUAGUGGUUCUUCUGGUUCUAAAUGGUUUGUAUUCACCAAGGAAACAAGCAGUAAAACAGUGUCCCUUUAUGUGGGUGACUCCAGCAGCUUUUCAAAGACUGAGACCCUAUUACCAGCAAACUACAAUCCCAAAGGGAACAGAUGUACCUUGAAACUUGGGUUGACAGCAUCAACAUAUGACAGUUUUGGCCUGUGCACAUAUGGAUGGACUGAAGAAGAUGUGUCAAGCUUCCAGUCAAGUGGGGAACCGAUUGCAAACCCUAAUCCUGUUGUCAUAUAAGUCUCAAGCCCAAACUCUAUGGCAAUUACUGACAACAAAUAAAAGGACAUUAUGACCAAUAAUAUUGUGCAUUCCUAUGAAAAUACAUGUAAAUUGACCUAAAUUGAAUAAAUC
Messenger RNA from Owenia fusiformis, 1497 nucleotides. The record is from the annotation of a GenBank genome assembly. Lineage: Eukaryota; Metazoa; Annelida; Polychaeta; Sabellida; Oweniidae.